AGCGCCCCCUAAGGGUAGCUGGGCAGCGCUGCACCCCCUUCACCUCAAGCCGGGGCAGGGCCUCUCGGGUCUCGCCGCAGAUUAUGUCAGCGCUGAGGCGAAGGGGGCGGGGGGACGGAGGAGAGGCUCAAAAAUAGCCCGAUGACUGCAGCGGCGGGGCUGAGCCGUGGGAUAGAUACGGCAGCAGUUACGACCAGGCGCCGCCUCAGCAGCCCGGGGAGCUCCCAGACCAGACGCUCUGCAUGGGAUGAGGAGGCGGUCAGCCAUGGCCAGUCGCGGCAGCUGCACUGAGGAGGAGGAAGAGGAGAGGGAGGACGCCGCCCUGAGGAAGCUGAUCGUUCGCCUCACAAACGUGCAGGAGGGGAAGCAGCUGGAGAGCUUGCUGCAGACGCUGGAGGACCUGCUGGCCUUGGCCCACCGGCCCCGCGCGCCCAGGCUGUUCGGCGGCCGAAACGUCCACGUGCCCUUGUUGCUGGUGUUGGACUCCUACCUGCGAGUGGCCGCGGUGCAGCAGGUGGGUUGGUCGCUUCUUUGUAAAUUAAUAGAAGUGUGUCCAGCCACUCUAUGUAACAUAGCUCCUCAAGAUGUUGGAAAGGAUUGGGAAGUACUUGGUGUUCAUCAGCAUAUUCUUAAAAUGCUUACUAUCCACAAUGCAAACAGAAACCUCUUGAUAAUAGGACUCAAGGCACUAAAUCUACUACUCUCUUCAGAUAUAAUUACAAUUAUGCUCUUGGAUGAAGAGACAGAUGUAUUUUUGUUGGUGUUUGAUGCUAUGCAAACCUUCCCAAACAAUGAAGAAAUCCAGCAAUAUGGAUGUAAAACUUUGCACAUGCUUUUUGAGAAAGUUCCAGAAGAGCAGCUGACUGAAUUUGUUGAAAGCAAAGAUCACAUGAUCAUACUGAAUGUGUUAAAAGAGUUUCAAGAAAAAGAAGAUGUUGUACUUCCGGCACUUUAUUCUUUACAUUCAUUAGCUGGUCCAUCCAGCAAUGUUGAAGUGCUCAUGUCUGGAAAUGUUAGAUGUUACAAUGUCAUAGUGGAAACGAUGAAAACAUUCCCUAACAGUGAACCAAUUCAGAAAGUGGGUUGCUGUUUGUUGCACAAGCUUACACUGGGAAAUUUUUUCAACAUCCUGGUAUUAAAUGAGGUACACGAAGUCAUUGUGAAGGCUGUUAUAAGAUACUCUGCAAAUGCAAAGUUACAGGCUGCAGCACUCAGUUGUUUAGCUCUCCUCACGGAAACAAUAUUUUUGAACCAAGACUUAGAGGAAAGAAAAGAAGAGGAAGAGGGAGAAAAAUUAUAUUGGCUGGAAGCAUGCUAUAAAGCAUUAAAAUUGCACCGAAAAAACACAGAUGUACAGGAGGCUGCUUGUUGGGCUUUGAACAAUCUGUUUAUGUACCAGUGCAACCUUCAUGAGAAAAUUGGAGAUGAAGAUAAACAGUACCCCAUACACAGAGAAGUGAUGCUAGCCAUGCUGAUGCAUUCCACAGCAAAAGAAGUGUUUCAGGCAGCUGCUAAUGCCUUGGCAACUUUAUCAGAACAAAAUGUAAAUAUUAGAAAGAUUCUGUUGGCAAAAGGAAUACACAUAAAUGCAUUGGACAUAAUGAAGAAACAUUCAGACUCCCCUGAAGUGGCUGAAAGUGCCUGCAAAAUGCUGAAUCGUGUUUUUGAAGGAAGUUUCCCCCAUCUGGACAUAGUGAUAGCAGUUGCAUCAGAAGUCCUAAAGGCCAUGAGGAAACAUGAAAAGGUGCCAUCCGUACAGCUGGAGGCUCUUCGAGUCAUUUUACCUUUCAUGAUCCCUGGUGCCAUGAAAGAACUGCAAAAUGGUUCUUCAGGAACAGUGGGAGAUGCUGACUUGAUGCUUACCUUAAAAGUAAUUAAAAACCAGUGUUUGUUGGAGGGGACUCACACACUAGUGCUUGAUGCUUUGAACAGGUUUAUUGGAAAUCCUGGCAUUCAGAAAUGUGGAUUAAAAAUACUUUCUUCUGUAGUGGAGUGUUCUGGUGCACUACAAAUGUUAUCCCAACAAGGAGCCGCAGACACUGUACUUCACACACUACAGAUGUAUCCAGAUGAUCAAGAAAUACAGUGCUUAGGUUUGAGUCUUCUAGGAUCUUUGAUUACAAGAAAGAGUUUGUGUAUCGCAUCUAUGCAUGUGCUGGCAACAGUUCUGAUUUCUACUUUACGACGAUUUAAGGAGGUCGUUGAAAUACAGAUACACGGAUUUCACAUGAUCUUGACAAUCAUUGACUUGUCACCUUGUUUUGCAAAGCUGCUGAUAUAUGAAUCAUUUGACACAGUCAUCUUUUAUCAAAUGUCCAUGUGUUUCACUGAACAAAGAGACCAGCAGUUUCAAAGCUUGUGCUGUAAAUGCUUCGCUAAAAUAGCCAACAAUGAUGAUUUAAAAAACAUGAUGCUGGAGAAAGCAUGUGCUGAGUACAAUAGCAUUAUGGCUGAAUGUUUACUUUUACUGGGAGCUGAUGUUAAUAAGAACACAAAGACGAGCUCUUUAAUCUAUCAGGUUUGUGAGAAAGGAAGCAAUCCUAAGCUGGUGGAACUGCUAUUAAGUAGUGGUGCUCGAGAGCAGGAUGUUCGGAGUGCUUUAACAGUCAGCAUAAAGAAAGGAGAUAGCCAGAUCAUCAGCUUGCUCUUAAGGAAGCUUAGCCUGGAUGUAGCCAACAGCAGUAUAUGUCUUGGAGGAUUUUGUAUGGGGAGAAUUGAACCUUCCUGGCUCAGCCCUUUGUUCCCAAAUAAACUUACUCCUAUAAGAAAACAAACAAAUGCAGGUUCUGCAUUGGCAAGAAUGGUGCUCAGAUACCAAAUGAAGAGUUUUUCAGAAGACCGAUCAAGAUCCAGUUCUGAUGUAACUUUCUCUGAAGAUGUACUGGAUAAAAGUGAUGAUUGGAUAUUCAUGCCUGAGCCAUUAGUAGACAGUGUUUUUCGCUUGAGUGAUGACAUCGAUAGUGAAGGGAGUGAAGGUUCAUUUCUGAUGAAAAAGAAAUCCAACUCCAUUGCAGUUACUGAUCUGUACAAAGAUACAACCUUACAAACAUAUUCUCCUACUUUGCCAAGGCACUCCAAUUCUCUGGGACCUGGUUCAGAUCAUGAACCAUUAGUGAAGCAAAGAAGAAGAUUAUUGUCUUCAGAUGAAUCUCACAAAGGGAUCUCAAAAUUCCAAUUGCAUUUAAAACGAUCAGACAGUUUGUCUUCAUUGGUCUCUGAGAAAGACUAUAUUAAGUCAUUAGAUCUUUCAUCGAAUGAGCUGGAGAAUAUAGAUGCCAUCAGUCAGAACUGCUGCUUAACUGGUCACUUGGAACAUCUUGAGAAAUUGGAGCUGCACCAAAAUACACUCAGAAGCAUUCCAGAACAACUGUGUGAAACUUUGAAAUGUUUGACUUACUUGGAUUUGCACAGUAACCGGUUUGCAUCUUUUCCUACUUAUUUACUGAAAAUGAAUUAUAUUGCAAAUCUUGAUAUCUCUCGGAAUGACAUUGGCCCUUCCUUAGCUUUGGAUCCACAUACCAAAUGCCCAACUCUGAAGCAGCUUAAUCUAUCAUACAAUCAACUAUCGUGCAUUCCUAAAUUUCUUGCGGAUAUUGCAGAAAACCUAGAACAGCUAAUGCUAGAAGGAAACAAAAUCUCAGGUAUAUGUUCACCCAUAUGCUUGAAGGAACUGAAAGUUUUAAACAUUAGUAAGAACAGUAUUUCAUCCUUGGCUGUUAAUUUUCUCAAGGAGUGCACAAAAUUGGAGCUAUUUAGUGCCAGGAUGAAUUUACUUGAUACCAUACCUAACUUGCCAUCUAGCAUAACAAAUUUAAAAUUAUCUCAAAAUCAUUUUGUCAGUAUUCCAGAAGCGAUUCUUCUUCUUCCACAUUUGCGAUCAGUAGAUUUAAGCAACAAUAAAAUCAUAAACCUGCCUGGACCUGUGCACUGGAAAUCCUUAAACUUAAGGGAGCUCUUGUUUAACUGCAAUCAGAUAGACAUUUUGGACUUGAAUGAAAAAGCAUAUGCAUGGUCCAGGCUAGAAAAGCUACACCUGUCCCGUAACAAGUUAAAGGAGAUUCCUCCUCAAAUUGGCUUCCUUGAAAACUUGACAUCUCUGGAUGUAAGUUAUAAUCCUGGCUUGAGAUCCUUUCCAGAUGAAAUGGGAAAGUUGUCCAAAGUCUGGGAUCUUCCUUUGGAUGGGCUUCAUCUUAAUUUAGAUUUCAAACAUGUUGGAUGCAAAGCCAGAGACAUUAUAAGGUUUCUUCAGCAGCGGCUAAAGAAGGCUGUCCCUUAUAAUAGAAUGAAACUCAUGAUUGUGGGAAAUACUGGCAGUGGUAAAACUGCACUGUUACAGCAGCUAAUGAAAUGCAAACGAUCAGAUUUGGGGACACAGAAUCCUACAAUAGGCAUAGAUGUAAAGGACUGGUCAGUUCCUGUGAAAGGCAAAGUGAAGAAAUUGAUAUUAAAUGUCUGGGAUUUUGCAGGACAAGAGGAGUUCUACAGCACUCAUCCACAUUUUAUGACUCAGAGAGCCUUGUAUCUUGCUGUUUAUGAUCUCAGCAAAGGACAAGCAGAAGUGGAUGCUAUGAAGCCAUGGCUGUUUAAUAUCAAGGCUCGAGCUUCCUCAUCCCCCGUGAUUCUUGUUGGCACUCAUUUAGAUACCUCUGGUGAGAAGCAAUGUAAGGCCUGCCUGAGUAAAAUUACCAGAGAGCUGUCGAAUAAGAGGGGCUUCCCAGCAAUCAAAGAUUCUCAUUUUGUAAAUGCUACAGAAGAAUCUGAUGCUAUGAUCAAACUUCGGAAAACCAUAAUAAAGGAGAGUCUGAAUUUCAAGAUCAGAGACCAGCCAGUAGUAGGACAGCUAAUCCCAGACAGCUAUCUGGAACUUGAGAAGAUAAUUUUAUUCAAACGUGAAAAUGUUCCAACUGAAUUUCCUGUGAUUGACCAUAAGCAAUUAUUAGAACUGGUGCAAGAAAGUCAGUUACAGUUGGAUGAAAAUGAACUUCCUCAUGCAGUUCACUUUCUGAAUGAAUCAGGCGUACUGCUACAUUUUCAAGACCCAGCACUUCAGCUAACAGAUCUGUAUUUUGUGGACCCUAAGUGGCUGUGUAAAAUCAUGGCACAGAUUUUGACAGUGAAGGUGGACGGUUUUCCUAAAUACCCUAAAGGAAUUAUAAAGCGUUCAGAUGUGGAAAAAUUCCUUUUAAAGAAGAGCAGAUUCCCUAAGAUCUACAUGUCACAAUACUUUAAGCUUCUGGAAAAGUUCCAAAUUGCGUUGCCAUUAGGAGAAGAUCAACUACUUGUUCCAAGCAGUUUGUCUGAUCACAGACCUGUUAUAGAGCUUCCCCACUGUGAAAACUCAGAAAUCAUCAUUAGGCUGUAUGAGAUGCCGUACUUUCCCAUGGGGUUCUGGUCCAGACUGAUCAACAGGCUGCUUGAAGUAUCUCCUUACAUGCUCUCAGGAAGGGAACGAGCUCUUCGUCCUAAUAGAAUGUAUUGGAGACAAGGCAUUUACCUGAACUGGUCUCCUGAAGCUUACUGUCUAGUGGAAUCAGCAGUAUUCGAUAGCAAUCCAGACAGUUUUUUGAAAAUUACAGCUCCUUGUUGCAGAAAAGGUUGUGUCCUUUUGGGGCAAGUUGUGGAUCACAUUGAUUCUCUUGUGGAAGAAUGGUUUCCAGGUUUACUGGAUAUAGAUGUAUGUGGUGAAGGGGAAACACUGUUGAAGAAAUGGGCUUUGUGUAGCUUUGAGGAUGGCAAAGAACACCAAAAAAUAUUACUUGAUGAUUUACUUAAAAAAGCUGAAGAAGGUGAUCUCUUAGUAAAUCCAGAUCAACCAAGAUUUACCAUUCCAAUAGCCCAGAUUGCUCCUGACCUGAUAUUGGCUGAUUUGCCUAGAAAUAUCAUGUUGAACAAUGAUGAAUUGGAAUUUGACCAGGCUCCUGAAUUUCUGUUGGGUGACGGUGGGUUUGGAUCUGUGUACCGCGCAUCAUAUGGUGGAGAAGAAGUAGCUGUAAAGAUUUUUAAUAAACAUACUUCCCUCAGACUCUUAAGACAAGAGCUUGCAGUGCUUUGUCAUCUCCAUCACCCUAGUUUAGUGUCUUUGCUGGCUGCUGCAGUCCGUCCCCGGAUGUUGGUAAUGGAAUUAGCCCCUAAGGGUUCUCUGGAUCGUUUGCUUCAGCAAGAUAGUUCAAGCUUAACUAAAACACUUCAGCACAGGAUAGCUCUACAUGUCGCAGAUGGCUUAAGGUAUCUGCAUUCCUCAAUGAUCAUUUAUCGAGAUUUAAAGCCUCAUAAUGUGCUGCUCUUUACGUUAUAUCCCAAUUCAGCAGUUAUUGCAAAGAUUGCUGAUUAUGGCAUUGCUCAGUAUUGCUGCAGAAUGGGGAUAAAAACCUCAGAAGGCACACCAGGAUUUCGAGCACCAGAGGUUGCCAAAGGAAAUGUUAUUUACAAUCAGCAAGCUGAUGUAUAUUCAUUUGGCUUGCUUCUUUAUGACAUUUUAACAGCAGGAGGUAGAAUAAUAGAAGGCAUGAAGUUUCCAAAUGAAUUUGAUGAAUUAGCAAUUCAUGGAAAAUUACCAGAUCCUGUCAAAGAAUAUGGGUGUGCCCCCUGGCCUGAAGUUGAAAGUUUAAUCAGCAAGUGUUUGAAAGAAAACCCUCAGGAAAGACCUACAUCUGCCCAGGUUUAUGAUAUUUUGAACUCAGCAAAGCUUAUCUGUUUGAUGAGAUAUAUUUCAAUACGCAGUGCCUUUACAGCAGAGUGCAUGGUUGCUUCUAAUCAAAGCUGCAAGAAGGCAGGGGUCUGGAUAGGUAAUGGAAAUACAAAAAAAGGCCAGGUUUCGUUUAUUGACUUAAAUACAGACGACCAAACUUGUGAGGACAUUGCAGAUGGAAGAAUCUUGUGUUUGGCUUUAGUGACUCUUCCUACAGAGAAAGAAAACUGGGUUGUGGCAGGAACACAGUCUGGUUCCCUGUGGGCAUUUAAUACAGAAGAUGGAAAAAACAAACACCAUCUUCAGAAAAUGUCAGAUUCUGUUACCUGUUUAUACUGCAACUUUUUUUCAAAGCAAAGCAAACAGAAGAAUUUUUUUCUGGUGGGAACAGCUGAUGGCAAAAUAGCAGUUUUUGAAGACCAAGUAGUAAAGUGCAAGGGUGCAGCACCUUUGAAGAUAUUAACUAUAGGGAAUGUCAGCACACCACUUAUGUGCUUAAGUGAAUCCACAUAUGCAUCUGAAAAAAAUAUAGUCUGGGGAAGCUGUGGAACAAAGAUUAUAUCAUUAUCUGGUGAUAUAUCUAUUCAAAAACUGAUUGAGACAAAGACAAGUCAGCUAUUCUGUCAUAAGGCUUACAGUGAUGCAAACAUUAUUUCAAUAGCAGUGGACAAAUCCAUCUACUUGGCUAAGAAAAACAGCCAUUUUGUGGAAGUUUGGGAUAAGAAAACAGAGAAACUUUGUGAACUAAUUGACUGUGCACAUUUUCUAAAGGAGGAAGUGGUGAAACUAAAUAAAGAAUCAAAACAUACAGUGGCUUAUUCUGGAAGAGUGAAGACCAUCUGUCUACAAAAUAAUUCUGCCCUCUGGAUAGGAACAGGGGGAGGAUAUAUCCUGCUGCUUGAUUUAACAACACGUCGUCCUAUACGAAUAAUACACGAUUUUUGUGACUCCGUUCGAGUCAUGCUGACAGCCCAGCUAGGGAGCCUCAAGAACGUCAUGCUGGUUUUGGGGUACUGCUAUAAAUGUAAUGAAGACAACAAACAUCAGAAAGAGCUGCAGUCGUGUAUGUCUGUGUGGGACAUUAAGCUGCCCCAUGAAGUACAAAACCUGAAAAAGCACAUUGAAGUGAGACAGGAAUUAGCAGAAAAAAUGAGAAAUUUUUCUUUGGAUUAAGGAACCCUAGACAAGUGGAGAGUCACCUUGUUUCCCAGUUUCCCAUUGGUUUAAACUGCUACUAUAUAUUGCAUUACUUUUUUGUUUAAGAAACAAAGGGAAGUGAUGGUCGUCCUUCAAAAUCAUGAAAUAUCAGAAGAAAUAAGGAAUGUUUUUAUUUAUAAUAUUUUGAUGUAUAAUAUUUUGAAGGAGUCAAAACUAUUCACUCAAUCUGCUUUCAGCAACACUGGUAUAACUCCAAAGUAUCUUUAUUGGUAUAUUUCUGAUUUUGGUUACACCAGCAUAAAUCCAGAGUAACUCCAGAGGAUUAGAUUCUGCUCCUAGUUACAUCCAUCUAUAUGCAGAGUAACUUCAUUAAGUUGACACUAUAAAUGAGAGCAACGUUUAGGCCUCACUAGAUAGUCUGCUGCCUGCAUAGGUGAACUUUACUGAUGGUUUAUGUUAUUAGUUAAACUCAUAUUUAAUCAUUUUGAUUAUAUGAAAGAAAACAUUGUCCAUUAUCUGAUGGAUAGUACAUCUAGUUACUGAAAUGUAUAUAGCCUAAUUUACAAAGCACAGGCUGAAUAGGUCAGGCUUUUUUCUUUCCUGUGUACAUUAGAGUUUGGCAGUUUUUAGUCUGUUCAUAAAAGGCUGUGCACUGCAACAGCAAAGACAAAAUUCAGAAUGAAAGUGUCUGUGAAGAUAGUGCCUUUUUUGACUGAGUGUAUGCCUGGCACAGGGCAAUGCAAUCUCAUUAAUAGAAACACUAUUGUUUCAUAACACAUUCACACAUGUCAUUCGACAACUCCCUUUGCAUGGUCAAGAGAACGCAGGGUAAAAUUCUAGUUCUGAAUGUUGCUGUAAAUAGUACACAGAAUGUGGUAUGACAUGGUGCUUCUCAGGUAGCUAUAAAGUGCCUAUGGAGUAUUCACGCAAUAGAAUUGUCCAGUUUGCUUAUCUCAGUCUGAAAAAGAAUGAAAACUAUAGUAUUCAUAUUUACCAUGUGUGCAAAGUUUACCAUCCAGCCUUGUUACGAGCCCUUAUAUUGAUAUUUUUAUAGUACGUAGUGGAGCCUGCAGGCAUCCAAGAAUGGGCUACUUCUUGCCUUGUGAGACUGCUCACACACACACCUACCUUUAUUCUGGAGAUACCAUUUUAUUGCUCUAUAUAUCCAUUAACCCAAUUGUCUGACAGCAUGACUCAGUGCCUUACUUCUGUCCUUCAUACCACAGACACGUGUCUUGAUCCCUAAGACCAAGAGCAUCUUCACCAUAACAAGCCUGCAAUGGCAGGGAACAAAAAACCCAAAGCUGUGCAGCAGAGCAAGGUGUUGCCACCAAACAAGUCCCCCUCCCUCCAAUCUUUUACAGUUAUAAAUAAUUCCCAAAAUAGGAUAACGGAGAACAUAGAACCUUCUCAAAAUGAAUCAAUGUUUGGCUAUUUGGAUUUUUUUCAUAUGUGCACUGUUUAUAAUGUGUUUGUGUUGUAUUAUGGGCUAUGAAUAAUGCUAUUUAUAUGGGAUUUUAUAAUGCAAAAAAAUACAUUAUUUUUAUCAUAAAGAAAUAAACUUAAAUAUCUAAUGUUAUUUCACAUG
This is a messenger RNA of Trachemys scripta elegans, 9434 nucleotides long. It is a transcript of the gene LRRK2, whose product is annotated as leucine rich repeat kinase 2. Gene Ontology annotation, molecular function: ATP binding; protein kinase activity; GTP binding. The transcript is spliced from 51 exons. Bases 248 to 7861 code for a protein of 2537 amino acids. Gene Ontology annotation, biological process: protein phosphorylation. Lineage: Eukaryota; Metazoa; Chordata; Testudines; Emydidae. The record is from RefSeq and is a predicted model, not a curated record.